This is a messenger RNA of Rhincodon typus (whale shark), 798 nucleotides long. Its product is annotated as serine/threonine-protein phosphatase 6 regulatory ankyrin repeat subunit A-like. Gene Ontology annotation, molecular function: protein binding. The record is from RefSeq and is a predicted model, not a curated record. The transcript is spliced from 8 exons. Lineage: Eukaryota; Metazoa; Chordata; Chondrichthyes; Orectolobiformes; Rhincodontidae. Bases 1 to 783 code for a protein of 260 amino acids.
AUGGAGUGGUCAAUUUUCUAUGUUUUUUUUAACAAUGCAAAGAAGUUUCACAAAGAGCUUAUUCAUUGCACAGGCUUUGAUAUAGACACCCCAGAUGAAUUUGGCAGGACCUGUCUUCAUGCAGCUGCUGCUGGAGGAAAUCUGGAAUGUCUGAAUCUGUUGCUUAAUAGUGGAGCUGACUUCAACAAAAAAGAUAAAUUUGGACGGACCUCACUGCAUUAUGCUGCUGCGAACUGCAACUACCAGUGCCUGUUUGCUCUUGUGGGAUCUGGAGCCAGUGUAAACGACCUUGAUGAAAGAGGUUGCACGCCACUUCACUAUGCAGCAGCAUCAGAUACAGAUGGAAAGUGCCUGGAGUACCUGCUCCGAAAUGAUGCAAAUCCUGGAAUUCGAGAUAAACAGGGCUAUAAUGCAGUGCAUUAUGCAGCUGCUUAUGGGCACCGUUUAUGUCUUGAACUUAUUGCUAAUGAAACUCCUCUAGAUGUAUUGAUGGAAACUUCAGGUACAGACAUGCUGAAUGAUUCUGAUAACAAGGCACCCAUCAGUCCUUUGCAUUUGGCUGCUUACCAUGGACACCACCAGGCCCUAGAGGUACUGGUACAGUCUCUCUUAGAUUUGGAUGUGAGAAAUAAUAAUGGACGCACUCCGUUGGACCUGGCAGCUUUCAAAGGGCAUGUAGAGUGUGUGGACGUAUUAAUCAAUCAGGGAGCAUCCAUUCUUGUUAAAGAUUUUGUGACUAAAAGAACCCCAAUUCAUGCUGCAGGUAUUUGCAGAUUUUGUUAAAAUAUUGUGCGGAAU